Molecule: messenger RNA, 1149 nt
Organism: Lithohypha guttulata
Lineage: Eukaryota; Fungi; Ascomycota; Eurotiomycetes; Chaetothyriales; Trichomeriaceae
Gene: PEX19
Product: Peroxisome chaperone and import receptor
Exons: 2
Coding region: 1-1149 (382 amino acids)
Biological process (GO): protein import into peroxisome membrane
Cellular component (GO): peroxisome; peroxisomal membrane
Source: RefSeq, a predicted model, not a curated record
AUGGCUGAUAGUGCCGCAAAUAAGCCUACAGCUAGCACUGUCCACGAGCAAGCAGUAACAGAAUCAGUACCGGCCCCACCUACUGUUGGUGGUGAUGAUUCAGAUCCUGACUUUGACGACCUCGAUGAUGUACUUGAUCAAUUCUCCGCCAACGCGCCAACCAAGACCACGACAAAAGCGACCGAGCCAGAUGCGAGUCGAGCGCCAGCCUCAUCAGGGCCUGGCAGACCCGAGAAGGAUGUGUUGAAUCUGAGUGAUCAACCACUACCUGACGGACCUAAGCCAGGUGAGUCGGAGGAAGAAUUUAUCAAUAGAUUGUCCUCGGAAAUGUCCAAGCUAUUCGCGAAUAUCCCCAGCGAUGCCGACAUAGCAGCCCAGAACCCCGACAUGACAAAAAUGGGCAAAGAGUUGGAAGAGUUUACGCGCCAGAUGGAAGAGCAGGGUGUGAAGCCGGAAGAUCUUCUAAAAGCCAUUCUCGGCGAAGAAGGUGCCAAGGUCGCGAAUGUCGCGACUGCGGAGAGAGAACGCAGAGAUUCAGAGAAGGAGCAGUCUAGGUCGCGACCCUCUUCCUCCACUGCACCGCAGGCAAGUAAAGCCAACAAGUCGUUCGAGGACACGAUACGGCAGACCAUGUCGCGACUCGACGAGUCUGAUACACAAGCGAAGACAGCAACACAGCAAUCUGCCUCGAAAUCAGAUGAAGAUUUGCUUGCAGAAAUGCUCAAAGCCCUGGAUGGUGGUGGCGGCGAAGGUGGUGAGGAGGGAAUAUCGAAGAUGUUCUUGGACAUGAUGCAGCAAUUGACGCAGAAGGACAUGCUGUACGAACCGAUGAAAGAACUACAUGAUCAAUACCCAGACUGGCUGCAGAAACAUAAACCUCCUACCAUCAAGCAGGACGACUAUGACCGAUACGUGAAGCAGAGUCAGGUCGUCCGGGACAUAACAAACAAAUUUGAAGAGCCGGGCUUCAAAGACGAAGAUGAGAAGUGUAGACAGUAUGUAUGGGAUAAGAUGCAGGAAAUGCAGGCUCUAGGAGCUCCGCCUGAGGAAUUGGUUAAGAACCCAUUCCCGGGGACGGACUUUGGUGCUAUACCAGGUCUUGGAGGUGGUGGUGAUGGACUCAAGGACGAAGGCUGCCCCACGCAGUAA